AUUUUGAAUAAUAUUUAGUUAUAUGUUUGUUAUUAAUUGACGUAUUAAAAUUAAGUAAAUAUUUCUUACAAAUUGAGAAUACUGCAGCAGAUAUUGAACCCGUAGCGCCAGCUACCAACAAACAUGUGUACUAAAAAUGACCGUUACACUUCACAUGCACCUUCUCUUUCUAUUUAGCCAUUGCCGUUGGGUUUCAGUGAGUCAGAACACAAACAUAUCCGUUCCGGCAGUUGAAAUUCAAGAUUCAAAGUACUUUCCGUUGUAAAACCGGCAAGAUAUUCGCGCCAAUCAAUAGUAUUAGUGCGUUUCAUUUGUUUGGAGUAAAUGAAAACCACGUUAGUGAAAUAAUUAAAAAUGUGUGACAAAUACAACACACCGAAAGUCAAAGGGACAGUGUUAUUCAAAACACCCCGAACCGAUUAUACUCCCAUGGAAGGUUCCGAAAGUGAUGAUAGUAUGCAAAGUGUUAAGAGCAGCAACACUGAAACUUCGGAAAAUGGAGAGCUUAGCGUGGUAUGUGAAUUUGAUGAUCUUAUUCGUCUUUGCAAAAUGCAAAGGCAAGCUGAUGUGGAAGAUGCCAUGAUGGACAUGGUGCAACACAUGAAAGAACUUCGUAAUAAUCUUGUUAUGACCCAUGAUGAGUGUCAUAGAUUACAAAUGUUAGUAGAUGAGAGGACUCACACAUUGAGUGAUGUUGAGAGCAAGUUAAAUCUUGCUCGUAAGAUGGUGGAUGCAGAAAAGAGAAGAAGCAAGAGGUUGCAGGACGAAAAUGAUGAUUUAAGAGGACAGAUUCACAAAGUUAAAGAAUUUCUGUUCAGAGACAAUAAAGGAGUAUUAAAUCGUGAAGCAAAUGAGAAACUCGCAUUUUUGAAUGUUGAUGAUCACAUGUUUGAUCCAAAUUUAUCAUAUGGUCAUCAGUUGGGUGCAAUUCCAGAAGUUAACACUACAGGAUCUCUUUUAUCAGACUUCAGUUAUUCCAGGUCUGAGGAUGACUUGGAUGCAUCAGUUUGUGCUGGUAGAAACUGGAAGAAACCAAGGCAUAGUAGUGGACCUGAGCCACCCAUUAAAAAACGUCGUUCAUCAACUCAUCAAAGAUGUGUAGAGAUUAACAAUACUGAUAGUGUUAGAGCUACAACUACAUUAACUGUUCCCAAGCAUGGACCAAUAACUGCUACAUCAGUGAUUGAAGCUGUUCCACCACCAAAAGAGGGACAAGAUGCUGCCACAGCACCAAGAACAGAUAUAAUUUUUGAUAUGUGGCAAAAUAAUGGACAACGCCAAGAAGCACAAAAGACUCCAGCGCGUCAACAUUCUCUGCAAAGCAAAACCGUCGUCUUGCCUGAUACAUGCGUCUCAUGUGAGAAAAAGCUUCGCUUUGGUAAAACAGCUCUCAAGUGCAAAGAUUGCCGAGCCACUUGUCAUCCAGAAUGCCAGAAAGACUUGCCAUUGCCGUGCAUUCCAUUUGUUAAUACUCCCACAAGAAAUCUUCUUGGUUUGAUUAGUGAUUUCACUCCAACAAGUGCUCCCAUGGUGCCAGCAUUAAUUGUUCACUGUGUGAACGAAAUCGAACAGCGUGGUUUACGCGAACUUGGAAUCUAUAGAAUUCCAGGUUCGGAGCGUGACGUCAAACAACUCAAGGAGAAAUUCCUACGAGGAAAAGGUUCCCCGAAUUUGCGCGAUGUUGAUAUCCACGUCAUCUGCGGUACGGUGAAAGAUUUCUUGCGUUACUUGCAUGAGCCGCUGAUCACAUUCACCCUAUGGCCGCGAUUUGUGAAAUGCGUUGAAGGUGACCAGGAAAAUAUCACCGCUGGAUUGUACCGUUUAAUUAGCGAAUUACCGCAGCCAAAUCGCGAUACUCUCGCAUAUAUGAUGCUACAUUUGAGAACGGUUGCCGAAUCACCCGAGUGUAAAAUGCCAAUUUCUAAUUUGGCAAAAGUUUUCGGCCCGACCAUUGUCGGCUACUCAUCGUCCAAUCCGAGUGCGGAUAAUUUGCUCACGGAAACAAGACAGCAAAACAUGGCGAUGGAAGCAAUUAUGAGUUUGCCGACUGACUACUGGUCUUCAUUUGUCAAUUUGUGCGAGACACAACCGACUCCAAGGUUGCAACAGACUCCUAGUACAGAUUCGCUGCUGAGGCCUACCAGUAGGAACAUCUUUACUCCGCACGCGCUCAAAAGUGCUAAGAGGAAGCACCGAAUCUUCAAUACGCCUCCGUCUUACAGGCACAAUUGAAUCACUCCUAUUUAACAUAAAUAAUAACACAAUAUGUUCAACAAAAAUCGCUAAAACUGAUAUUAAUUGAGUAGUUACUGAUUAAUGAUUUACACAUUUUUUUCGGUAAUUAUACACUUUUACCACUUUAUAAAAAUGCUACUUUUUUUGUAAAUUUGGUUAUGCUGAGUAUCAGCAAUACAUUUUUUUGUACUUAAAACCACUAACAUAUUCUAAUUAUGCAUUUCUUAAUGUUAAACGUACAAUUAAUAUUUACUAGCAGUAAGAAUAUCUCUUUUGUGUGUAUAGAUGAGUUAUGAAUAUAUACAAGUUUGGUAGGCUGGAUAUAUAAUACAAAACAAUAUAAAAUCUGACAAUAAUUGUGAAUUACCGAAUUGAUCUAAAUAAAACUAACAAAUCAUAGAGA
This is a messenger RNA of Dalotia coriaria, 2638 nucleotides long. RefSeq names its product rac GTPase-activating protein 1-like. Gene Ontology annotation, biological process: mitotic cytokinesis; Rho protein signal transduction; mitotic spindle midzone assembly. The coding region runs from base 355 to 2232 and encodes 625 amino acids. Gene Ontology annotation, molecular function: GTPase activator activity. Gene Ontology annotation, cellular component: centralspindlin complex; midbody; nucleus. The record is from RefSeq and is a predicted model, not a curated record. The transcript has 8 exons. Lineage: Eukaryota; Metazoa; Arthropoda; Insecta; Coleoptera; Staphylinidae.